GACAGCUUCUUCAAUCCUCUUCUCUUGUUCGCUACCCUGUUUCCCGUUUCUGUCGAUCCCCCCUGAUUCGGACGCGAGAGAACUCUCCGUCAUAAUUCGCCGGCGACUCUUCCCGAAACCCUAGUCGUCUUACAGGUAUGCUUCUGGGUCAUUCAAUUUUGCGCUUUCUGAAUCGCUUUCUGUUUGCUUGGUCAGCGAAAAAGGAGCCUCUGAUUUUCACCGUCUCGGAAAGUUUUCGUUGAUGCUAGCGAACCAGAAAUCGAGCGUCUUUAUGAAUAUUUCUUCAUUAGGGCAACCAGAUAUGGCAUGUGAAUUAGAGAUUUUGAAACUUCUGGUUUCGUUCUAUAGCUUCCAUUAUCGAGAAGCUCAAUUUUUUGAAUUAGGGUUCUCCUGUUCAUUGUGUGGAAAGUUGUACCGGUAGCGAUACCACUGGAAUUCACUGUUGUGGGUUUUAGCGUGUCCUUUAUUUUGUUGCUGGUGCUGUGCUUUUUGGAUUAUUCCCUUCAUGCUGUGGAAAUUGAUUUCUGAAUCUUGUUUUUGGUGUCUGUCGAGUAUAGUCAGGGAGCGAUGACUACUGCAGCUCGACCAACAUGGGCUCCUGCCAAAGGUGGUAAUGAACAAGGUGGUACGCGAAUUUUUGGUGCGUCUCAGAAGUACUCAUCAAGGGACCUUGCUGCUCAUACCAAUCUCAAGCCGAGGAGGGAAGGUCAAGACACUCAGGUUGAACUGCAGAAAAGGAACCUCCGUGCGGAGCUUGAAGAACGUGAAAGGAAACAUUUCUCAUCAAAGGACAAGUCAUACAGUGAUGACAGAGACCGUAGAAGAGGAAGUCAGCUCCUUUUGGAAGGUUCAAAAAGAGAUGUAGACGACCGCAUUAUUCCUCGUAGAGAAGAUGCUGAUGAUUCGGAUGUCGAAGCAAACAACAAGAGUGAUGAUAGUGAUGACGACGAUGAUGAAGAGGAUACCCAAGCUCUGAUGGCUGAGCUUGAGAGGAUAAAGAGAGAAAGAGCAGAAGAAAAGUUCCGACAGGAGCAAGCACUUGCAGCUGAAGAGCUGAAAGCCAAAGAGGAACAGCUUCUCCGUGGAAACCCGUUGCUUAACAGUAAUAACCCAACAUCCUUUACUGUGAAAAGGAGGUGGGAUGACGACGUCGUUUUCAAGAACCAGACCAGAGGUGAAACCAAGGCGCCCAAACGUUUCAUCAAUGACACCAUCAGGAAUGAUUUCCACCGCAAGUUCUUGCACAAGUACAUGAAAUAGUUUUGGUGGUAGCAGCAGCAACAACCACAAUGCUCAAUAUCGUUCGAGGGCGUAACCUCCCUCGAAUGAUGGCUCUGUCGUUUUAUCCUUUUCAUGUACCCAUGUGGCUGUCUCGUUAAGCAAUCAACUCUGCUCCUUUCACUCAGACAUUUGCGACGGCGAACCCUUUACUUUCCAGUUGUUCUUUGUCAACCUUGUAACUGGCUAAUGAUUGUAUUUAUGUGAAUGAUGCUGUCAAAUAUGUUCCUUUCUCACAGUGAAUGUGUAAUAUUCCCAGAAAUUUUGAGUUGUACGCUUACAAAAAUGCAAUUCCUUCCCAAACGACAACAUAAAUACAGAGUUGCAACUUACACGAAACAUAUACAAAUGGCAGUAGCCAACCCAAAACCCAACCAAGCUUCUUCUGACAUACAUUAGCAACAACAGACACUGUGAUUUUGUACACUGAGCCAGAGAAAAGGAAACCAAAGACCAACAAGAGAAAUUGAACAAGAGGUGCCCCAAGAAAAAGAUUCUACUACGAUCCUACCAUUAUACACUUCAACUUCACAACACAAGACUAAAGAGCAAGAACACCU
Messenger RNA from Linum trigynum, 1838 nucleotides. Lineage: Eukaryota; Viridiplantae; Streptophyta; Magnoliopsida; Malpighiales; Linaceae. The record is from the annotation of a GenBank genome assembly.